AUAAUUUUAUAUUGCCGAAAUAAAUAUUUUUUAUUCUUUCAUUUAUUUCCACAACACAAUAAAAGGAACAAACUACAACAAUGGCUGAAGAGAAAUUAACCGGUUUGUCCAAAUACUUCAACGGCUCGACCACCGCUGGCCGUGCUAAUGUUGGAAAGGCCACCUAUGCCGUUGUUGGUUUGAUCAUCGCCUACAACAUGAUGAAGCCCAAGAAGAAGUAAACUACUUU
This is a messenger RNA of Musca vetustissima, 229 nucleotides long. Its product is annotated as ATP synthase membrane subunit K, mitochondrial-like. The coding region runs from base 81 to 221 and encodes 46 amino acids. The record is from RefSeq and is a predicted model, not a curated record. Lineage: Eukaryota; Metazoa; Arthropoda; Insecta; Diptera; Muscidae. The transcript is spliced from 2 exons.